UAAACAUUCUUUAUUUAGUAGGUUUCUGUGACAAGUAAGAUUAAUUGUAAGAAGCUAUCCGUGUAGACAUCAUCAGUAUCAAUUAUAAAUCAGUUUUAAUCUUAUCUCUAGUUUCACUGAUUGGUUUUUAUUUAUAAUGUAAUUAAAAACGAAAAGUCAGUACUGAGAACUGGAUAAGGUUGGGGAGGUGUUUGGUAACUGGUGUCAUAACGACCACUUAACUUUACGGUACAUCGACAGCACCGGACUUAACGGAGACAGUAACCCCGAAACGUCCGGCUGAGUUCGGACACAGAGCCAAUCCGUUAUCACCACGUCAUCAUAAACGUGUCAAACGUCAAACCCGCCGUUAGCGUCCUUCCCUCGGUUUUCUAUUCUUAGAACAUGUGCGUCUACACACAGAGACUCGAAAUACUGUCAGUCAUACGUAUAUAUAUACGUAUUCGUAUCUACGAUCUUUUUAAUAUCUUAUACGGAAACUUGAUCCUUUUCUCUUUUAUCCUUUUCCCAUCUUCUCCGAUCGGUGGAAAUCUCUGUGCUUUCCUCUCUCUCUGGAAAUCACUCCUUUAACCUGCGCCUGCUUGAGCUCUUAACCUGCGCGCAUCGCCCGUUGAUGACAGCUGAGCUCGAUUGGUGGAUAAGCAGGAGGAAUCGAGGUCGAAGAGGAGAAAGCUAGAAAAUUUGAGAAAUCGCGGUGAAUUUACCGGGAGAGAUGGAGUUUUUGGCAGGUUCGACGUUUGGAAUUGAAAAGGCGGCGCAGAACAAGGCUGUUCCGGCGGCUCUGUUCUUGACGGAGGAAUCUAGCCGCGGUGGAAGCCGGAUCGGGUUAAGGAGAUGUGUUAGGUCUCCGGCGGAGGAGUUAUCGGAGAGUUCUUCGUCGGUCGGGCUGUCGGGAGAAAGUAGCGAUAACGAGGAAGAAGAAGACGCCGUUUCUUCUCAAGGAAGAUGGCUUGAUUCCUUCAGUUCCUCUCUGGAAGAUUCUCUUCCGAUUAAGAGAGGAUUAUCAAACCAUUACAUAGGGAAAUCGAAAUCAUUUGGGAAUUUAAUGGAAGCAAGCAAUGUCAAGAAUCUAGAGAAAGUUGAGAGUCCGUUGAACAAGAGAAGGAGGUUGCUUAUUGCUAAUAAGCUGAGGAGAAGAAGAUCAUCCUUGUCCUCUUUCAGCAUCUACUCCAAGACUAACCCUAACUCAAUGCCUUUACUUGCAUUACAAGAAUCUGACGAAGAGGAUCACAAAUACAAUGAUGAUUAUGAUGUCAGUAGUGAUGAUCAAAUUAGUAAGAUGCAAGAGAAGAGGAUGAAGAUGACGAAUAAUAGAGAUUUGUUGGUUCAGACUCGGAGCUGUUUCUGCUUAACUAGUUUUCAAGAUGAUCGAUGAUCCAUUUUGUUUUAUUGUUCCACUUUGUGUUCUCUUUUUUCUUUUUCGUUUGUGGGAGUAGAGAAAGUUUAAUUGUAAUGAUCAAGGAAAAUAAUUAAUGACUUGUCCUUUAAUUGUAAUACAGAUUUGAUUUGAGAAUUCUCAAUACAUAUUGUCUGUAAACUUUGGUGAGAUACAUUAUUUGACAAAAAAAAAAUCAUAAAAUUUUGCUCGGUUA
Molecule: messenger RNA, 1592 nt
Organism: Thlaspi arvense
Lineage: Eukaryota; Viridiplantae; Streptophyta; Magnoliopsida; Brassicales; Brassicaceae
Source: the annotation of a GenBank genome assembly